AUGAAAUCACUUUUUUGUCAUUUAUCAUUUUUCACUACUGCUGCUGUGGUGAUCACAUUCCUCCUUGUCUCGAAUGUCUCUGCUUCCGAUGUCGUGUUCCAGAAACUAUCUCCUGUUGGUCCUUCUCCUUCCUCCUUGUUGAAUUCUUGGUCCAUCGGUGAUGCCAAUACUGCUUUGGUAAAUUGUGAAGUGUUCUUUGAUUUGUGUUGUCCUGAUUGUGCUCAACAUUGGACAAACGUGUUUAAACCAUUGGUCAAGUAUUACUUCAAUAAUUCAACUCAAACCAAUCCUAAAGUGAGACUCAUGGUUCAUUUGAUGCAAUUACCAAUGCACAUUGCUGGUUAUUAUUCAUCAACCGCUUUUAUCAUUGUCAACAAGUAUUCAAAUUAUAAUGCAGAUACUGUUUUCAGAUUUUUAGAUUCAGUCUUUACCAAUCAAGGUCCAAUUCAAAAUCAAUCACUUCAAAAGUUGAACCAACUUGAAAUAUUUACACUUAUUUACAAUAUCUAUGUUCGUCCUUUGAAUUUAUUGUCGUUGACACAAUUUAUCAAUGAGAUGAGCUCUCAAGAGAAUUUUGUUAAGACUGCUUCAAUGUUCAGGAUGGCUACAUCUCGAUCUGUAUCUGGUACACCAACAUUCUUUGUCAAUUAUGUACCUGUGUUUAAUGGUUAUCAAUUAACAGCAUCAGACUGGAUUUCUACAUUCAACAACAUUAUUGCCAACAAUUAA
Molecule: messenger RNA, 729 nt
Organism: Naegleria fowleri
Lineage: Eukaryota; Heterolobosea; Eutetramitea; Acrasida; Naegleriidae
Exons: 1
Coding region: 1-729 (242 amino acids)
Source: RefSeq, a predicted model, not a curated record